Molecule: messenger RNA, 1766 nt
Organism: Cyprinus carpio (common carp)
Lineage: Eukaryota; Metazoa; Chordata; Actinopteri; Cypriniformes; Cyprinidae
Product: AKT-interacting protein-like
Exons: 10
Coding region: 246-1190 (314 amino acids)
Source: RefSeq, a predicted model, not a curated record
UCUAAUUUAUAAAUGUUUAUUAACGUUUAACGUAGAUAUGCUCAUGUAUAUCGUACUGUAAGAUCAAAUCCAAAACUCGUUAAAAAGCUCAAGCAAGUCUUUUGUCGGUCGACUUAAAACCAUUUUCGCUGUACACUUUGCGGCUGAUGUCAUUCCCACACUAUUAACCAUCUAAAAAGAUCGCGAAUUCUUCGGAUGCCACCAAAAAGUGAACAAGCAUACACCCAUCCAGAGCUCAAUGAGUUAUGAACACAUUUUGGAGCAUGUCGACAAACGCUGGUCGUAAGGUGAAUUAUGGCAGUCCACCAAGAUCUGACGGUGAGGAGCAGGGUGGUCCAGGGGAGCAGAGAUCCAGUCCAGCUCAUCCUCCAUUUGGUAAAAAGCAGCUUCCCUCCAUACCAAAGAAUGCCGUCCCGAUCACUAAAGCCGCCUCGCCAGCCUCCUCUACAGAGUCUGCCAAUGGCACACAUGCCUCAUAUGGCCCUUUCUACCUGGAGUACUCGCUGCUUGCUGAGUUCACAUUGGUGAUCAAGCAGAGGCUCCCUGGCAUUUAUGUUCAGCCUUCAUACAGAUCAACACUAAUGUGGUUUGGUGUGAUUUUCAUUCGACAUGGCUUGUACCAAGAUGGUGUGUUUAAGUUCACCGUCUACAUUCCUGAUAACUUCCCAGAUGGAGACUGUCCUAGGGUCAUUUUUGACACCCCGGUGUUCCACCCACUAGUGGACUCAGUCUCUGGCGAGCUGGAUGUGAGAAGGGCUUUCACCAAAUGGAGGCGAAACCACAACCAUAUCUGGCAGGUCCUUAUGUACGCCCGCACAAUCUUCUAUAAGAUCAACACCAUGGAUCCGCUCAACCCAGAGGCUGUAGUGCUGUAUGACAAAGACUUCCAGCUCUUCAAAAGCAAAGUGGUAGACAGUGUCAAGCUAUGCAAUAGUCAUCUGUUUGAUCAGCCCAAGAUAGAUGACCCUUUUGCAAUAAGCUUCUCUCCGUGGAAUCCAGCGGUGCAUGAAGAGGCAAAAGACAAGAUGUUUGCAUAUAAACGUUUGCACAGUGACCCUCUCCUGACUGCUCCCCACAACCAACGGUGGGCAGAGGAUUAUAACAAAGGACCGCUGGUGUCUGGGCUGUCUUGGGUGAAGCCUGGUUCCACUCAGCCUUUCAGCAAAGAGGACAUCCCCCUUCAGACGUGAACCUUCAGUGCUGUCUGUCCACCAGGAGGGGUGCUACACUGCUGUGGCUCCGCCGAACCACAUAUAUAGAAUUUUAUGCAGUUCUAUGAACUUUAUCUUAAUUCGCAAAACCCUCACUCUUCUUUAAAAGAAAACUGCUAUAAUGGCUUAAGAAUUAUAGCCAUGUUCCCAGUAUAGAUCUAAAGACCCCACUCGUUCAUUUCAGUGCUGAGGUUUGAACACACAGACGACACUGAGAUUGUUCUUGUCAGUACUGUAACUUGCACAUGUUAAUGUUUUCAGGCAGGCACAACAAACCACCUCACUUAUUUGUGCUGGUCAUUCUUUUCUAACUGACAAACUUGGUUUUCUCACUAAUAAUUUGAGAUAUUUAAUACAUUUUCCCUUUAUUUUCCUUUCCCUACAAACUUGGUUAAUCAGUUUUAAUCUCAAACAUACAUUUGCAGACUGGGACAGAGCGCAUGGUUUUUUUUUUUUUGGUUGUUUUUGUUUUUUGCGUUUUGGUGUAUUUGGGUUGAGAUUGUUUUUUUUUUUUUGUGUGUGUGUGUAAAAUCCUGUGUAUGAUAUGGUUUUUAU